AUGGCGAUGCGACGCGUCGCGUACGGCGCCGCCGCGAUGACACGGCGAAUCCUGGCGUCACCAUCGACCGGCAUCGCGUCACCAUCGACCGGCGGCGGCGCGCGCUCGAUGGACCGGUGCUUUUGCGCGUCCGCGAUGAUCGCCGGAGGGGACGACGCGCGCGCGACGUCGUCGUCGCGAUCGUCGCGCUCGUUCGCGUCCUCCGCGGCGGCGACCGCGCGCGGCGGCCCGGCGGACGGCGCGGGCCGAUCCUCCUUCUCAUCCGCGCCGACGGAGACGACGCCGAGCGAUGAUCGCGUUAGGCCGCGAAUCGACGAGCGAUCGUACCAGACGCGAUCGACGGCGUCGCUCGGCGCGUCCAUCUCCGGCCGCGCGCCGCCGCCGCCGCCGCAUCAGCCGCCUCGCGGCGCGCGCGGGAUGGCCACGGAGAGGAAGCCGCCGCCCGACGCGAUCCCCGACGGCACGCCGCACGACGAGGACCCGGACCCCGAUCCGAAUUACCCGAACGAUCCCCUAAACCCGGGCGACCCGCUCACGGGCGGGAUCGACCCGGACGACCUGCCCCCGGACGAGCUCGCGCCGUCGUUCGUCCCGAGCUGGCUCAGAGGGAAGAGCUCGAAGAAGCUGAACCGCGCGCAGAAGGGCAACUACGAGGGCAUCUUGCGAGACAUCGAAGCGGCGCCGGACACCGUACCAAAAUCCGGGGCGCUGUACAACAUGCGCGAGUUCGCGAAGAUCACGGACACGAGCACGGAGGAGGACAUCAGGGAGUGGUGCCGCGUGUACUGGGAGCAUCAGAAGGAGCUCUGGCUCGCGAAUCAGCCCGGCGCGGACCCGAACGUGAGCAUCGAGGAGUUCAUCGAGAUUUACGAAAACGACAUGGCGCGUUCUCCUUCACACUGGUCCCCGUACGACCGCGUCGGCGUGGUGAACGCCGAUCCUUAA
Molecule: messenger RNA, 945 nt
Organism: Micromonas pusilla CCMP1545
Lineage: Eukaryota; Viridiplantae; Chlorophyta; Mamiellophyceae; Mamiellales; Mamiellaceae
Exons: 1
Coding region: 1-945 (314 amino acids)
Source: RefSeq, a predicted model, not a curated record